This is a messenger RNA of Aedes aegypti (yellow fever mosquito), 467 nucleotides long. Its product is annotated as succinate--CoA ligase [GDP-forming] subunit beta, mitochondrial. The transcript is spliced from 2 exons. Gene Ontology annotation, molecular function: succinate-CoA ligase (GDP-forming) activity. NCBI's taxonomy places the organism in Eukaryota, Metazoa, Arthropoda, Insecta, Diptera, Culicidae. Gene Ontology annotation, biological process: succinyl-CoA metabolic process; tricarboxylic acid cycle. The record is from RefSeq and is a predicted model, not a curated record. Gene Ontology annotation, cellular component: mitochondrion; succinate-CoA ligase complex. The coding region runs from base 1 to 456 and encodes 151 amino acids.
AUGGCGCUUAAGAAAUCGUCAAAACAGGUGCUCAAAACUUUACAAAUUCUCACAUCGGACCCAAACGUGAAGGCCAUCCUGGUUAACAUCUUUGGAGAAAUCGUUAAUUUUACCACUAUCGCCGACGGAAUCGUUAAUGCUACCAAAACCAUUGGACUGAAAGUGCCGCUCGUUGUGAGGCUCAAGGGCACGAAUGUCGAUGCCGCUAAGAAGAUACUGGAGGAAUCCGGACUGAAGAUCGAAUCGGUUCACGAACUCGAAGAGGCUGCUAAAAAGACGAUCAACUACGCGAUCGAACGUCCAAAUCGAUUCAAUGGCUGCCUAGGGAGUAUGCACGCUAUGUCUACUUUGAUAUUUUCAGUAUUUUCAAGUCCUCUUGGAAGAUUUGUUAUAUGGCUUUUGUAUCGAAUGUACCAUGUAAAAAUAAUGAAUAAUACCAAACAUAAUAAAAUGUGAUGAAUAAUUUA